Molecule: messenger RNA, 1188 nt
Organism: Pararge aegeria (speckled wood butterfly)
Lineage: Eukaryota; Metazoa; Arthropoda; Insecta; Lepidoptera; Nymphalidae
Product: clumping factor B-like
Exons: 4
Coding region: 1-1104 (367 amino acids)
Source: RefSeq, a predicted model, not a curated record
AUGGCGGGUAAUUUUCAUAAUUACUUGAAAGAUGAAGAUGAAGAUGAUGGUAAAAACCAUAAUAUUUUCCGAAUCAUGAGGGAAAUAGACGAACAAGAGGAAAAUAGUCAGUAUAACAGCUACAGCGAAUCAGAUGACGACACUUCUAGUGACUCUGAUAGGAGUUAUCAAAGCAGAUUGUUGUACUAUCUUACUCCCGUUAGAUGUUCUCAUCCAAUCAACGGUAAAAUUCAUGUUGUAAGCUCUUUUUCAUUUGGUCGCGAUAACAUCAGAAUAAAUGAAUCAGAUGAAAGUGAAGAAUAUCAAACCGAUGAUGACGUAGGAGAAGAGCAAGCCGCAAUUUUUCAAAAUCUAAAUGACGCAAAUAAUGGCGACAAUGUCACCGACGAGAGUGACGCCUACGAGAACGACACUGACGAGAACGCCAUCGACGAGAACGCUAUCGACGAGAACGCCAUCGACGAGAACGCCAUCGACGAUAACGCCACCAACGAGGACGCCACCGGCGACAAGGCCUCCGACGACAACACCAACGACGACAACGCCACCGACUACAAUGCCAUCGAUUACAACGCCAUCGAUUACAAGGCCAACAACGACAACGCAAUCAACGACAACGCCACCGACUACAACUCCACUGGGGAAAAUGAACCACAGCAAAGCACGAGCCAAAAAAAUAAAGAUGUUAAGGAGAGGAACCAAGCCCAGCCAGCUCUUGAUGCUCAAAAUCAAUCCACGAGCGAUUUUAACAAGGAACACGAUCAAGCUACGAAAACAAACGAACAAUCAGCGUUGAAUCAACCCAAAAAUACCACUGAUGAACAAAACCAGCAACCGCAACGUUCUGACGAUGACAGUGACGAUUACGAAGAAAAUAUGAGUAUUUUCGCAAAGGAAUUAGAAGAACUUUUUUUGCAUGCAAUCAGGCUGGAAGAAUAUAAAAUGCUUAAACAUAGUCUUCUAGUUGAAAAGAUGUUCAACAAGAAGAAGAAGCAAAUGCGACGAUUUGACUUGGAAGAAACUGAUACGAGCUCAGAUUCAGAGGAAGACGAACAAUUAAAAGAGUAUGAAAAAUAUUUUCAAGAUUUUGAACCUCAAGAAUAAGUGGCUAGAUUGAGAAAUUGGUAUGACAUGAUGCAUUUUAUUUAGAUUAAGUCAAAAUAUUUAUACUUAACCAGCUGUUUUCCG